ACGGAGGAAGAGAAGUGGAACUGCAAAACCAGAAAUGGAGACAACAUCAACAACUGGGAAGCUAACAGUUGAGAAAGUGAGAGGGAAAUCAAGAGUGACAAGAUGUUUCUCCAAGUACCCUCUCAAAUUCAUCAUUCCUAACAAGGUGGGUCCUUCAGAAUGUGAUGCUGUUUGGAUUUACACACUCACUUAUGGUGGUGGCAUUGUCUCUGGAGACUGUAUAUCCUGUGAAUUUAUUAUCAGUGAUGGAUGCACUGCUGUCCUUACAACCCAAGCUUCUACUAAGGUCUACAAGUCUUUGGGGUCUAAAUGUUCUGCACAGCUUCUUGAGGCAAGAAUUGGCAGUGAUUCUCUUUUGGCUGUCAUUCCAGAUCCGGUAACAUGUUUUUCAACUGCAAGAUACUCACAGAAACAAAUCUUUAGAGUACGCUCAGACUCCAGUUUAGUACUUGUCGAUUGGAUUACUAGUGGCCGCCAUGAAAGUGGAGAAAAAUGGGACUUUGAAUGCUAUAAGAGCAUCAACAACAUAUUUUUGGAUGACAAUCAACCCUUGUUUCUUGAUAAUAUAUUACUAGAGCAAGGAAACACUGGCACUAUUGCUGAACGUAUGCGGGACUACCAAGUUAUAGCCAUGGUUAUACUCUUAGGGCCAAAGCUGAAGCGUAUUCAAAUUCAAGUUCAGGAAAAUGUGAAAAAGAUGAUGUCUGAACAAUUGCACAUGCCUUUUUCUGGAUUAGGAGGCCAUGCAAAAUCAGAUUCUCGUACUUUUUUCACCAAGCCGGCUUUCGUUGCAUCUUGCAGUGUAUUUGGACCUAAGGGAAUAGGCGUUAUUGUGAGAAUAGCAGCCAUGACAACUGAAUCAGUAUACAAGUUCUUGCAACAUCAACUGGCUGACAUGGAGCCUCUGGUUGGGGUUUUACCAUAUCGUUGAACGAGCUUAUCCAUACCUGAUAAGGGACUGUUGCUGCUGCUGGAAUCCAUCAUUAUCAUGGCCUAUCUACUGUCUAAUACUAUGCGACUUAUCUUUCUUCAAUCAGAAUAAUUCUCCAAUACCUAGUAUGGUCAGAGUUUAUAAACCAUUAACUUUGAUCGACUGUGGCCGGUAAUCUAAGUAGCUCUCUAUGACUGCUUAUACGGAAACUCGAAUUGAUUUGAGUUCAUAUGGCAGAUUCGGGAUAGAAGAUAUUGUUGCACAUACUCCAAUCUUGAAAUGGGUGAGGAUAUGGUAUGCAAGAUCUGAGACUAGGUAUAUCCUGUCACUUUGAGGUUUUUGUCUUACAAUUUGGAAGCAGUGUAUGCGUCCUUGUCUUUAAUAUUAAGGUUUGUGUCUUAGAAUAAAAAAAAAAGGUUUGUGUCUUGUCUUUAAUAAUCUUAUGAUCAUCUUUUUACUAUUCAUUACCACUUCUACUAAGAGUAUCCUUUGUAAUGCUAAACCUUGUGUUAAAUCUGCGGUUUUUUCUUCAA
This is a messenger RNA of Mercurialis annua (annual mercury), 1464 nucleotides long. Its product is annotated as urease accessory protein D. The coding region runs from base 35 to 931 and encodes 298 amino acids. The record is from RefSeq and is a predicted model, not a curated record. The transcript is spliced from 8 exons. Gene Ontology annotation, molecular function: nickel cation binding. NCBI's taxonomy places the organism in Eukaryota, Viridiplantae, Streptophyta, Magnoliopsida, Malpighiales, Euphorbiaceae.